Molecule: messenger RNA, 3741 nt
Organism: Aspergillus uvarum CBS 121591
Lineage: Eukaryota; Fungi; Ascomycota; Eurotiomycetes; Eurotiales; Aspergillaceae
Product: class V chitinase
Exons: 7
Coding region: 1-3741 (1246 amino acids)
Biological process (GO): carbohydrate metabolic process
Molecular function (GO): chitin binding; hydrolase activity, hydrolyzing O-glycosyl compounds
Source: RefSeq, a predicted model, not a curated record
AUGAGUGGGUAUAAGGGCUUCAGGGGUUCAGCCCUUGGUAGCCUUGUGUUUCUCCUGUUUUGCAUCUUGGUGCAAGUACUUGCACAGGACUGCAGCGCCUCGAAUCCUUGCGCUACAGGAUGCUGCUCGAAACAUGGCUAUUGUGGAACCGGGGAAGAUUAUUGUGGAGCGGACUGUGUUGCCAACUGUGACUAUGAAUCCAAGGCACAGUGCAGUGCAACUAAGCCCUGUGCAGAGGGCUGUUGCUCCAAAUUCGGCAUCUGCGGUUAUGGCCCCGACUACUGCAGUAAGGACAACUGUGUUUCUUCUUGUGGACAACUGUCCGAGUGUGACCCUGGAGACUGGGGAUCAGAGUUCGCAAACUCUACAACCUGCCCCUUAAAUGUUUGCUGUAGCAAAUAUGGUUUCUGUGGAACGACCGAGGAGUUCUGCGGCGAGAAAAAGGUCAAGCGACCAUCUUGCGGUACCAGUGGGAAGACCGGAAAGCUCCAACGCGUUGUGGGCUACUAUGAGGGCUGGGCCUUCAAGAGGGUCUGCCAGGCCUUCUGGCCGGAGCAGAUCCCCAGCGGAGUGUAUACACACCUCAACUAUGCUUUCGCAACAAUCGAUCCGGACACCUUCGAGGUUCUCCCGCCUACCGCCUUGGAGGCGGGUAUGAUGAAAAGAUUGACCUCGUUGAAGCAGGACGACGCCGGUCUCCGUGUGAACAUCGCAAUCGGCGGGUGGAGCUUCAACGAUCCAGGUGCAACAGCCUCCAUUUUCACCGAGCUUGCGGCUUCGGAGGCGAACCAGCGGAAGUUUUUCAAGUCUUUGACCUCUUUUCUGGCCACCUACGACUUCGAUGGGGUGGAUAUCGACUGGGAGUAUCCGGUCGACAGCGAUCGUGGUGGACUGGAGGCAGACUUCAAGAACUUUCCUCGCUUCAUGUCGAACUUGAAAAGUGCAUUGAAGGGAACCGGUGGCCGUGAUGAACUGAGUCUGACGCUUCCCACAUCCUACUGGUAUCUCAGACACUUCGAUAUCAAGUCUCUCGCCAAGAGCGUGGAUUACUUCAACUACAUGUCCUACGAUCUCCAUGGCACUUGGGACAGAGGGAACAAAUGGACUGGAGACUUUCUCGAUGCGCAUACCAAUUUGACCGAGCUCACCGAGAGCUUGGACCUACUGUGGCGGAACGACAUAUCUCCGGACAAAGUGGUCAUGGGGAUCGCCUUCUACUCUCGAGCGUUUACCGUGGCGGACACUAACUGCAUGACUCCGGGAUGUCGGUUUGCUUCUGGGUCGGAUGCAGGCCCCUGCAGCGCCCAAACAGGAAUUCUGCUGAAUAGUGAGCUCGACGACAUAAGGGCUAACAAGAGUCUGGCGCCGACCUUGGACAAAGAGGCCGCGGUCCAGAUUGUCACAUGGGAUAAUCAAUGGGCAACCUACGAUGAUGAAACCACCUUCAAGUUGCGCACCGAGUUCGCCAAGAAGACCUGCCUAGGCGGCGUCAUGGUGUGGGCUGUCAGCCAUGACACCUACGACGGGUCUUAUUCGCGUGCUCUGGCCGGGAUCUCCCCGCGGAGCAAUCAAUUCAAAGCACUUACUGUCUCCAGCGACGGGCUGACCGUCACCGAAGAUGAGAGAGUCAGGCAAUGCAAAUGGACCAACUGCGGUCAGACCUGUCCAGACGACUACGUCGCCGUCUCACGCUCAGACCCGGGAUACAGAAAAGGCGAGCUGAUGAUGGAUUCGAUCGACUGCCCCAAGGGGUCGGCCCACACCCUAUGCUGCCCCAAGGAGGAAACGCCAAAAUGUGGGUGGUAUACUCAUAACAACGGCAACUGCAAGUCAGACUGUCCCUCGGGCUACUUUGAGAUUGGGUCCAUUUCACAGGGGCUGUGCCAUGAAAGUUAUGAAGCAGCGUGCUGCGAGUCCAACAUGCCGUCCACCAAACUCUAUAACACGGUCCAGUGGUCUACUUACCCGAAGUGUGAUGACGGAGAGUGCCCAGUGGUCGAUGACAAGAAAUCGGACAUCCUGGCCCUGGCCACCACCGGAAGUGGCGAUGCCCAGUGCUACUUCCGAACCUUGGAGACCUACUAUGGCUACGGACCAGUGAGUGCGACCUUGCAGGAGCGAAAGCUGUGCUACGAUUCGAGCCAAGACAAGAUGGCGUGGGAGGACUGCGAUUGGUACGACUCGGUGGACAGCCCGCCCAAGGGGAAGCCCAAGGAUUACUGCGUCAAUUCUUGUCCUGCAGAUACGGUGCGACUGGCAACAUACAAGCUCGAUGAGAACUGCAAUGGCGGAACUCGUGCAUUCUGUUGCAACGACCAAUACUACGUCUCCAAAAGCCGCACGAACCCUGAGAUUGCGGAUUUCCGCACCGCCCUGAACAACUAUCUAGUCGAUGGGUCGUGCUCGCUGGGCACGGGGGCAAGUUUGGGUCGCAGAGACAUGACCAAGGAGGAUUAUCUGACGUACCUGACUCCGCUGACUUGGAAGCUGAUCAAGAUGCAGGCGGAUGCCCUAAAUGCCGAGGAAAAGGUCCUGGCGGCCGCCUGGGAUACUUGGGCCAAGGCCAACAAGUGGGCUGGGCUCGUACUGAGCACAUUGAGACCAUAUGCGCAGCAAUCACGACUGGCCAAGGAUAUGUCUGGGGAGUAUCUUGCGCAAAGCAUCCUCUGCCGGCCCCAGGACUGGAGUGAUCUGGCACAGAAGAAGCCCCUUUCAGCGUGCUUUGGUGAUCCUUGUGAUGAAGACGCUGAUCCCGAGUUAUGCCAAGCUGCCGAUAUGGACGCCCAAUUUGUCGAGGACGAUGAGGAAGAGGAAGAAGCGGGAAUCGUGGAUAAACGAUCCCGCAGUGGUCUGGUGAAACGGAGUGAUCCCAAAAAGUUCAAGGUCUGGUGUCGCGCGACCAUGCAAUGGUUCGAUGGUCUGUCAAUCUCGGCUCCAGGGUAUCCCCAGGCGGGGGCCUGGACGCCGACCGACACGCCAUUCCAGGAGGCCCGGACGUAUCAGGACCCAAAUGACUGCGCUAAUCCUCUGCUAGAUCCAAUACAGAAGACUGGCGACCAUCAUGACACGGAGCACGUACUUGAGCUUCAAGUAAUUCCCAAGUUCUUCCAGGAUUUCACCUUUGGACGGUUAGUCUCGGGUCAACAGCCCACGUUCAACCCUGCCGAUUGCAACUUGUUCCUUCCUACAGCUCUUGGAGGUAUGGAUAUCCUGCAUCAACAGCUCUUAGAUCAGGUUGAGCUGUACCAUGGUGACUACUACCGUCCUUUACUCGCCAGAAGACCACAAUUCCGAAUCAUGUCGGCCCUCGGCACCUCCAAGAACAAGGCCAACUUCUAUCUCCUGGAACGCAAGGUCAACGGGAUGAAAAUGAGGGUCUUCAGAAACGUCGCCUUGGUGGAAAGCGGGAAGUGGAAGAAUUUCGUGGAUGACACCACCCAACCGGGGGUUGCCCUGCAAGAGCUCAAGGCAGCGAUUGCGGUGUGGGAUUAUCUCAACGACGCCCAGGUAAAGCAGUCGUUUUUUGCCGACGCCUGGGAUGAAUGGUGGUAUGAUUAUAUCGACUAUCAGGUGGAUCGUAGUUUCACUUGGAUCACCAAGGGAAUUGCAGACAUGCGUCGCGUGUGGAACAAUGAGCCCGUCACCAAUCCGCUCAAACUGCAGGUCCUCAGUGACGUGAACCAAUUGGAGGGAUGGGCGGACGCCAUUGUGAUCUAUGGUCGUCAUGUUUUUACCACAUAA